UCCUGGCUGCAGCCACUUCUCAACAGCGGGCAGUAACUAAAGAACCAAUAUACAAGAGAAAAUGAGGUCCAAAUUGGUGUUGAUUCUCGCAGCUACGCUUUUGGUUCAGGUUUCAUUUACCAGAGCAGGCGAUGCCAUCCUCGAGUUUCAGGAGCAAGCCCAAAGAGACACAGUAAUUUUCAAAGCAGCUCGCGAAGUGGAGGAUGAACUGCUGAAGGAAUUUUUUGAACUGAAAGUUAAAGUCGAUCGCCUUCUCCAGAUACGUCAAUCUGGUCAAGAGGAUCCAGAUUUGGAAGCCAGUAUCCAAGAAACGGCAGAAAAUAUUAUCCGAGGAAGUGCCGAAUAUUUUGAAUCAGAAACGAAAUUAUUGGAAAUAGCAAGAAAUGACCUUCAUUUCGUGAAAGCUCUAGCAGAUCAGCUGAAGAGCAGGCAACAGACUGGCUGAAGUCACAAUCAUCGCCACAUGUAACCUUGCAGAAUGGGGCGACUGAUGCACGCUGUCUUGCGUUCCUGAAGGAUGUCACUGCUGUUCAGAAUGUAGAUGUCAAAUGUUAACAAUAAUAUUAAUUUCACUAACA
Molecule: messenger RNA, 578 nt
Organism: Cryptotermes secundus
Lineage: Eukaryota; Metazoa; Arthropoda; Insecta; Blattodea; Kalotermitidae
Exons: 5
Coding region: 62-445 (127 amino acids)
Source: RefSeq, a predicted model, not a curated record